Molecule: messenger RNA, 591 nt
Organism: Ascoidea rubescens DSM 1968
Lineage: Eukaryota; Fungi; Ascomycota; Saccharomycetes; Ascoideales; Ascoideaceae
Gene: TRS31
Product: TRAPP subunit TRS31
Exons: 1
Coding region: 1-591 (196 amino acids)
Biological process (GO): endoplasmic reticulum to Golgi vesicle-mediated transport
Cellular component (GO): TRAPPI protein complex; TRAPPIII protein complex; TRAPPII protein complex
Source: RefSeq, a predicted model, not a curated record
AUGAACUUGGGGAAGAAUUCCAUUUAUGAAAAAAAUCUCAGCCGUAGAAAUAGCGAGAUCAAUAUAUCGUCGCUAAGUUUCCUAUUCUGUGAGAUGGUGUCGUAUUGCCACUCAAACUCAAAGAGCAUUUCUGAGUUGGAAAAUAAAUUGAACAUAUUGGGGUACUCGAUUGGAGCAAAGAUCUUGGAGUUGAACUGCUACAGAGAGAACAUAUUGACGAUAAAGAAGCAGUUGAAGCGCGAAUUGAAGAUCAUAGAGAUUCUCCAGUUCAUCCACACAGUGAUCUGGAAGAACUUGUUUAGCAAGAUGGCGGACGAGUUGGAGAAGAGCCAGGACAUUGCCAACGAGUUCAUGGUGAUCGACAACAACCCCAUCAUCUCGCAGUUCAUCUCUGUGCCCAGAGAGUUGAAGCAGUUGAACUGCAACGCCUUCGUCGCCGGGAUCGUGGAGGGCGUGCUCGACGCCGCUUACUUCCAGUGUACCGUCACCGCACACACCGUGCCCCGCGACGGUCAUCCGCUCCGCACCGUCUUCUUGAUCAAGUUCGACCCUGCCGUCAUCGAACGCGAAAAUAUCCGGUACGGCUACUAG